AUGUUAGCUGCUAGAUCAUUAAAGGCAAGAAUGUCAACAAGAGCUUUCUCAACUACCUCAAUUGCAAAAAGAAUCGAAAAAGAUGCAUUUGGUGACAUCGAAGUCCCAAAUGAGAAAUAUUGGGGUGCUCAAACUCAAAGAUCUUUACAAAAUUUCAAAAUUGGUGGUAAGAGAGAAGUUAUGCCAGAACCAAUCAUCAAAUCUUUUGGUAUUUUAAAGAAGGCUACUGCUAAGAUCAAUGCUGAGUCUGGUGCUUUAGACCCAAAGUUAUCUGAAGCCAUCCAACAAGCUGCAACCGAAGUUUAUGAAGGUAAACUAAUGGACCAUUUCCCAUUAGUUGUCUUUCAAACCGGUUCUGGUACUCAAUCUAACAUGAAUGCCAAUGAAGUCAUCUCUAAUAGAGCAAUUGAAAUCUUGGGUGGUGAAUUAGGCUCUAAAACUCCAGUCCAUCCUAAUGAUCAUGUUAAUAUGUCCCAAUCUUCUAAUGAUACUUUCCCUACUGUCAUGCAUAUUGCAGCAGUUACAGAAGUUUCAUCCCAUUUAUUACCAGAAUUAACUGCACUAAGAGAUGCAUUGCAAAAGAAAUCCGAUGAAUUUAAGAAUAUUAUCAAAAUCGGUAGAACCCAUUUACAAGAUGCAACUCCUUUAACUUUAGGUCAAGAAUUUUCUGGUUAUGUUCAACAAUGUACUAAUGGUAUCAAAAGAAUCGAAAUUGCUCUUGAACAUUUGAGAUACUUAGCUCAAGGUGGUACUGCCGUUGGUACUGGUCUUAACACCAAGAAAGGUUUUGCUGAAAAGGUUGCAAAUGAAGUCACCAAAUUGACUGGUUUACAAUUCUAUACCGCUCCAAAUAAAUUCGAAGCCCUUGCAGCUCACGAUGCUGUUGUUGAAAUGUCUGGUGCUUUGAAUACCGUUGCAGUCUCAUUAUUCAAAAUCGCUCAAGAUAUCAGAUAUUUGGGUUCCGGCCCAAGAUGUGGUUAUGGUGAAUUGGCUUUACCAGAAAAUGAACCAGGUUCUUCCAUCAUGCCAGGUAAAGUUAACCCAACUCAAAACGAAGCUUUGACUAUGCUUUGUACCCAAGUCUUUGGUAACCACUCUUGUAUUACCUUUGCAGGUGCUUCAGGUCAAUUCGAAUUGAAUGUCUUUAAGCCAGUUAUGAUCUCCAACUUGUUAUCUUCUAUUAGGUUAUUAGGUGAUGGUUGUAAUUCUUUUAGAAUCCACUGUGUUGAAGGUAUCAUUGCAAAUACCGACAAGAUUGAUAAAUUACUACAUGAAUCUCUCAUGUUAGUUACUGCUUUGAACCCACACAUUGGUUACGAUAAGGCUUCCAAGAUUGCAAAGAAUGCACACAAGAAGGGCUUGACAUUGAAACAAUCUGCAUUGGAAUUAGGUUACUUGACCGAAGAACAAUUCAAUGAAUGGGUUAGACCAGAAAACAUGAUUGGUCCAAAGGAUUAG
Messenger RNA from Pichia kudriavzevii, 1458 nucleotides. RefSeq lists its product as uncharacterized. Gene Ontology annotation, molecular function: fumarate hydratase activity. The record is from RefSeq and is a predicted model, not a curated record. Gene Ontology annotation, biological process: fumarate metabolic process; tricarboxylic acid cycle; malate metabolic process. Bases 1 to 1458 code for a protein of 485 amino acids. Lineage: Eukaryota; Fungi; Ascomycota; Pichiomycetes; Pichiales; Pichiaceae. The transcript has a single exon. Gene Ontology annotation, cellular component: mitochondrion; tricarboxylic acid cycle heteromeric enzyme complex.